This is a messenger RNA of Thrips palmi, 7757 nucleotides long. It is a transcript of the gene Zir, whose product is annotated as dedicator of cytokinesis protein 7. Bases 184 to 6456 code for a protein of 2090 amino acids. NCBI's taxonomy places the organism in Eukaryota, Metazoa, Arthropoda, Insecta, Thysanoptera, Thripidae. The transcript is spliced from 4 exons. The record is from RefSeq and is a predicted model, not a curated record. Gene Ontology annotation, molecular function: guanyl-nucleotide exchange factor activity. Gene Ontology annotation, biological process: positive regulation of GTPase activity; small GTPase-mediated signal transduction.
AGAAAUGUGCAGAACGGUGACUCAUUCACUUGCUGUUGUUGUUCUUGUUGUUUGCUUACAUCCUGGGACCUAGGAGCGUCUAUCAAUGGUUCAGGCUGACAGUACUUCUUGGAAUAGUAAUUCAUUUACAGAGAAAAUAUGAUAAUUCGAUACUAGAACACCUGCCUGACCACCGAGGGAAAAAUGGGGUCUGUUCAGCGAGCAUUUGCUCAAAAAUUAACUAAGCAACAUGCUUCAGAUGUCAGACGUCAAAUUGCAGCGACUUCAUACUCAAGAGAUGCUUCAAAGACAGCAAGCAAUCCAUCGGGGCUGUCUUCCACAGUAUCCCUGGGCGAUGUUGUGGAUCCCCUCGACUAUGAAGAUUUCAUACAGCAACAUCAACUUCUCAUUGACCGCGACCCUUUACGGGCAAUGCUUGACUUUCCAGUCAAUGAUAUUGAGGUUGGUGUUAUACCUCGCAAGAUUCGCACAGAAGCCCCAGUUCUUCCAGAGGAACCUAUCUCUGAACUUUCGCCUCAAGUCCGGGAUUGUGUAGAGAGUUACACCCGUGAUUGGAUUGUUGUGGACUACCGAUACCGUCACCAUUCGAGUAGUGCGUUUUCACAAGAUAGAUCAGAAGAACGUCUUACAACUCUCCAAAAUAUUCCUCAUCAAGAAUUUGAAGUAGAUGGUGAAACUGCCCCUGCUAAUAAUGGUCCACCUCUUGAUACCCAAUCUAUUGCCAGCGGACGUUUGUCUGUCACAUCUGCUGACACACCCCGUGGAAGCUGGGCUAGCUUUGAUUUACAAAACUCUGUUAGUGACCCUGUCAUUGCGGGUCUUCUGGAGAGGACUGCACCUGAAACAAUUGAUAAACUCAAUGAGUCACGCCGACAAGAGGGCAGACAAGAUGCUGUUUUCUCAUUGUAUCCACAACAAGAUGAAGAAGAUAUGAUUGAGCGAAGAAUUUCAGCUGACAUCCCAACAGAACAUAUGGGUCACCGUAUUCAAGUGAAAUGUCUGCAGCUCAAGUUAGAUCUCGAAGUAGAACCGAUAUUUGCAUCGAUUGCUCUCUAUGAUUGUAAAGAAAAGAAGAAAAUCUCAGAAAACUUUUAUUUUGACAUGAAUCAAGAAGGAUUAAAGAGAAUGUUAACCUCUCAUAUUCCUUACAGUGACAGCAGCACUUUAAGUAGGUCGUGUAUUUUUGACAUAACAUAUCCAUCUCCUGAUCUCUUUCUUGUCAUAAAACUUGAAAAGGUUCUGCAGGGUGAUAUCAAUGAAUGUGCUGAACCUUACAUGAAAGAUGACAAAAAUAGAGAGAAGGUGAAGGCUAAUGCUGUUGCUGCUUGUGAAAGACUUGGCAAAUACCGCAUGCCGUUUGCUUGGACUGCUAUUUAUGUGAUGAAUAUUAUUACUGGGGUCAACAGCCUUGACAGAGAUUCUGGCAGUGACAAGGAAGGAAGUGCAUCAAACAGCCUCGAUCGCAAGCACAGCCAAACCAGCUUGGAACAACUGAAGAAACGAGCUUCUGACAUGGGUACUUUGACUCGUCGUGGUUCCCUAGAAAGGCGCAGUGGUUCUGAAAAGAGACGCAGCUGGUCUCCUGAGGACUUCGGCUCUGGCUUGGACACAUUUCGUCCGGUAACACUGACUGUUUCUAGUUUCUUCAAGCAAGAGCAAGACCGUCUAAGAGAUGAAGACUUGUACAAAUUUUUGGUGGACCUGAAACGCCCUUGCACCAUGCAUAAGAGGAAGUGCAUCCCUGGCACGCUGAAGCUGGACAUCUCGCCGUGCCCCGACGAGGUGCCCUACUGCCUGACCCCCGAGCUGGCCAGGAUCAACCCGUACCCCGACGAGAAGGGCCGCGCCACCAAGGAGAUCCUCGAGUUCCCCCCCAGGGAGAUGUUCAUCCCGCACUACUCGUACCGCAACCUGCUGUACGUCAGCCCCAAGGAGCUCAACUUCGCUGGGCGGACGGGCUCGGCGCGCAACAUCGCCGUCAAGAUGCAGCUCAUGUGCGGCGAGGAGGAGCACAACGCCAUGCCCGUCAUCUUCGGCAAGUCGUCGUGCCCCGAGUUCGCCACCGAGGCCUACACCACCGUCAGCUACCACAGCAAGUGCCCGGACUUCUACGACGAGUUCAAGAUGAAGCUGCCGGCCAACCUGGGCGACCAGCACCACCUGCUCUUCACCUUCUACCACAUCAGCUGCCAGCGCAAGGAGGAGAAGACGACGGUGGAGACGCCGGUGGGGUACACGUGGCUGCCCGUGUUCCGCGACGGCCGCCUGCAGACGGGCGAGUUCUGCCUGCCCGUCAUGAUGGAGCACCCGCCGCCCAACUACUCGUACAUCCCUCCCGACGUGUUGCUGCCCGGCACCAAGUGGGUGGACAACCACAAGGGCAUCUUCGUGGUGGUGCUGGACGCCCUGUCGUCCGUGCACACGCAGGACAAGUACCUGGACAAGUUCUUGGGCUUGUGCGCCGCGCUGGAGGACGGCUCCAUCCCUCCCCGCAUCGGCGAGGCCAACAUGGAGUCCGCGCUCAAGACGAGCAUCCUGGAGCUGACACACGCCAAAUCCGAGCCGCUGGUCAAGUUCCUGCCCGUCAUCCUGGACAAGCUGGUGCUGCUUUUGGUGCGACCCCCAGUGGUGGGCGGCCAGCUGAUGAACAUCGGCCAGACUACGUUCGAGGCGCUGGCCAGCCUGGUGAAGAGCAUCACCGCGCUGCCCGAGGGCCUGGGCGAGGGCCAGCGAGACCAGCACGGCCGGCACAGUCUGCUCACGGCCUACAUCACUUACCAGUGUGCGCUGCCGCACCCCGCCGAGGGCAGCGGCUUGCCCCCCGCCGUGCCGGACAUGGUGCCCACCCCGCUGCGCUCCACCAGCAACCCCAACCUGCACGGACUCGUGGAGGACGAACCGCUGGUGCCUGGCGUCAUGUCCCCGAUGGCCACCCCCGGCGGCGGCGUCGCCGCUGGCCGCGGCCUGGACCGCACCGCCAGCAUGCGGACGGCGGCCGGCGGCCCCGCCGUGGUGCCCAACGUCGCCAACGUGGUGAGGCUGGUGCACGAGGAGCUGGCCUUGCAGUGGGUCGUGUCCAGCGGCGCGGCACGCGAGUUGGCCAUGGCCAACGCCUGGUUCCUGCUCGAGCUCAUGGUGAAGAGCAUGGUGGAGCACCUGGCCGCUACAGACGGGCUAGACGCGCCGCGGCGCGCGCAGGGCCGCCUCUCGGAGCAGUUCACUGACGACGUGACGACCCUCGUGUCCACGCUCACCUCGGACAUCAUCUCACGCUGCAGCAAGGACCCGCGCCUGGCGCAGAGCAUGAACGCCAGCCUGGCCUUCUUCCUGUUCGACCUGCUCUCCGUCAUGGACCGCGGCUACGUGCUGUCGCUCAUCAAGACCUACUACAAGCAGAUGUCGGCCAAGAUCUCGUCGCUGCCCGACGCCGUGGGACUGAUCGGUCUGAAGGUGGACUUCCUGCGCAUCGUCUGCAGCCACGAGCACCUGGUGCCGCUCAACCUGCCCUUCGGCACGCCCUUCACGCCCUCCUCGGCGCCCUGCUCGCCCACGCCCUCCGUCACCUCGUCCAACAGCCAGUCGUCCUUCGUGUCGACGCUCGUGGGCGGCGACCGCACCAGCUUCUCCGAGCUGUCCCUCGAGUUCCGGCAGCAGCACUUCCUCAUCGGGCUGGUGCUGGGCGACUUGGCCGCCGUGCUGACGCUGCCGCACGCCGCGCUGCACGCCAAGGCCGUCAACAUGGUGCGCAACCUGCUGACGGGCCACGACGGCGACCCCCGCUACGAGGACGCCGAGUGCCGCGCGCGCGUCGCCGCCCUGUACCUGCCGCUGCUCACCAUCGUCAUGGACAACCUGCACCAGCUGCACGGAUGGCGCGAGCGUGGGCGCUCCCUCAUGUCCCCCGCGCUGGAGGACGGUCCCGAGCCCCAGCCCGGCAUCAACCAGUCCGUGGCCAUGGCCAUCGCGGGCACGUCCAUGUUCGGGCUACGCGCCAACACCACCAGCGUCGAGUCCUACGACCCGUACGCCCAGCCCAGGAAGAGCAGCCUCACGGCGGACACCACGCGCCACCUGCUGGUGUGCUUCCUCUGGGUGCUCAAGAACAUGAACAAGACCCUGCUGAAGCAGUGGUGGGCCGAGUUGCCGCCCCAGCGCUUCCACCAACUGCUCGAGACGCUGUUUGUCGGCAGCUACACGUUCGAGUACCGCGGCAAGCGGGAGCUACUCAAACGGUGCGCGCCGCAGACCCUAGCCAAGACCACGGACGCCAAGUCCAAGCUGGAGGACAUGAUCCUGGGGCAGAGCUCGGCCAGGAACGAGAUGAUGCUGCGCCACAAGGUGGCCGGCGCUGCCGUGGCCGGCGGGUCCCCCUCGGGGGCGGGGCAGAGCCCGGGGCCGGGAGUGGCGGGGGCUGACCGUCUGCGCUGGCGCAAGGAGCAGAUGGCGUACCGGCCCAGCCUGGAGCCCAGCGACCGGCCGGCGGUGGACGUGGAGGCCGACGCGCACCUGGAGAGCAACCUGGCCACCGAGGUGAGCCUCAUCAUCCUGGACACCCUGGAGCAGAUGGUGGCGGUGGCGUCGCGCUCCGACGCGCUGCAGCCGCUGCUCGGCGCCGUGCUCAAGGUGCUGCUGCACGCGCUGGCCCGCAACCAGAGCUCCACCGUGCUGAGGCACAUGUUCGCCACGCAGAGGGCGCUCGUCUUCAAGUUCCCCAACUUGCUGUUCGACGAGGAGACGGAGCAGUGCGCCGACCUGUGCCUGCAGCUGCUGCGCCACUGCAGCUCGAACCGCGCCGCCGUGCGCUCCCAGGCGUCCGCCUCGCUGUACCUCCUCAUGCGGCAGAACUUUGAGAUCGGCAACAACUUCGCCCGCGUCAAGAUGCAAGUCACCAUGUCGCUGAGCUCGCUGGUCGGAACGAGCCGCACCUUCAGCGAGGAGUCGCUGCGCCGCUCCCUCAAGACCAUCCUGGUGUACGCCAGCGGUGACACGGAGCUGCAGGAAACGACGUUCCCGGAGCAGGUCAAGGACCUGGUGUUCAACCUGCACAUGAUCCUGUCGGACACGGUCAAGAUGAAGGAGUUCCAGGAGGACCCCGAGAUGCUGCUGGACCUCAUGUACCGCAUCGCCAAGGGCUACCAGAACUCCCCGGACCUGCGCCUCACCUGGCUGGCCAACAUGGCGCAGAAGCACAUGGAGCGCAACAACCACACGGAGGCCGGCAUGUGCCUGGUGCACUCCGCCGCCCUGGUCGCCGAGUACCUGCACAUGCUGGAGGAGCGGCCGCACCUGCCGCUGGGCGCCGUGGCGCUGGAGCGCGUCACGCCCAACGCCCUGGAGGAGAGCGCGGUGUCCGACGACGUGGUCAGCCCCGAGGAGGAGGGCAUCUGCCUGGGCAAGGACUUCACGGAGAUCGGCCUGGUCGGCCUGCUCGAGCACGCGGCCAGCUCCUUCAACCUGGCCGGCAUGUACGAGGCCGUCAACGACGUGUACAGCAUCCUGAUCCCCAUGGCCGAGGCCAACCGGGACUACAAGCGGCUGGCCGCCAUCCACGCCAAGCUGCACGAGGCCUUCACGCGCGUCGAGCAGCUGCAGGGCAAGCGCGUCUUCGGGACGUACUUCCGCGUCGGCUUCUACGGCUCCAAGCUGGGCGACCUCAACGGCGAGGAGUUCAUCUACAAGGAGCCCACCCUGACCAAGCUGCCCGAGAUCUUCAGCCGCUUGGAGAACUUCUACGCCGAGCGGUACGGCGCUGAGAACGUGCAUGUCAUCAAGGACUCGAACGCCGUGGACACGAGCACCCUGGACCCGGACAAGGCGUACAUCCAGAUCACCUACGUGGAGCCCUACUUCGAGGCCUACGAGCUGCGCCACCGGCAGACCUACUUCGACAGGAACUUCAACAUCAAGCGGUUCGUGUACGCGACGCCCUUCACGUCCACGGGCCGCGCGCACGGCGAGCUGCACGAGCAGUACAAGCGCAAGACUAUCCUCACCACCACCAACCACUUCCCCUACGUCAAGACCAGGAUCCAGGUGGUGAGCCGCAAGGUGGUGGAGCUGACCCCCAUCGAGGUGGCCAUCGAGGACAUCCAGAAGAAGACGGCCGAGCUGGCGCAGUCUAUCUACCAGGAGCCACCGGACCCAAAGAUCUUGCAGAUGGUGCUGCAGGGCUGCAUCGGCACCACCGUCAACCAGGGCCCCAUGGAGGUUGCUUUGGUUUUCCUCUCCGACUUGGUGGAUGGACAGAAGGCCCCAACCAAAUUCCAAAAUAAACUAAGACUGUGCUUUAAGGACUUCUCUAAGAAGUGUGCUGAUGCUUUGCGCAAGAACAAGACUUUAAUUGGAGCUGAUCAACGAGACUACCAGCGAGAGCUGGAGAGGAACUAUCACAGAUUCAGUGACAGACUCACACCAUUGAUCACCCUCAACAAUGUUGCUGGUCGCAUCAGGAAGUAAUUAAGUUCUCAAAGUCCCUGUACAGUAUUUGUUGAGAUUGCAUUUAAAAAUUUUUGACAAAUACAUGGUGUGUCUAUUACUCAUGAUUUAGCAUGACCAACAUAAGAUCUGAUUUUGUAUUGUUGGACUCGUAGUAGUAGACACACCAAGUAUGUGAAGUAAUUUCUUUUUACCCAACUAAGGAAUUGAAAUUUUAAGAAUGAGAGUGACGAGUGCACCAAUUAGCGAUAGCAAUCUAAUUUUGUAUUGUAUUUGAAUGAGAUUAAUUUUCAGCACUGCCAUACCUAAACUCAUUUAUGUAAGGGCUUUUUGAAAUAUUUUGUGGUAGCCCUUUUAAACAAAAUGGCUUUUUUUUACCAUUGAAUUAAGGUAUGAUCUGGUUGUGUGAUGUGAAUUUAUUUAUAAGUAAUUUCCUUGAGCGAUUUUAUGUAAAUGAAACAGACUGGUGGAAGACUGAAGUGAAGGUUUGACCCUUUGAAACAGUUUGCUCAUGCUGCUUUUUUCUGUGUUAUCAUUUUUGCUUUUCAGUUACCUCUGCAGGGCAAUCUGUUCUAGUUUUCAUCAUCCAGUUCAUUUCUACUCUAGUCGUACCUAUCCAUCCCAAAAUUCCCCAACAUUGCAAUGUUAAGUUCUUUUCAUCUUUUGUUUUAAGUUAAAGUUAUACACAUUUUAUUAUUAUUAAUAUGUUUUCCAAAGCCUUGUGUGAUAGAUAAUUGCCAUUACGUUGCUUAUUAUUUUAGUGCUUCAACUGAUAGGUUACCUCUUACAAGCAGUAUUCUCAUUAUUAUUAGUAGUAUGGUUGUCAUAAUCACCAGGCAUGUUUGUUUCAUUAAUUUUCAAAAUCCCAUUUGGAAAAAUUGUCUCCUCUUCUCAUAUGCUCGAAUGUUUAUACUGACCACCAGUAGUGAGUCUGUGUCUUUUUUUUAAUUUUGACUUUAAAAUUAAUUUUUACAGCUGUACGGCAGCUUUAGCCUAAAAGAUUAAAUACGUAAUUAAUGAAAACUUUGUUGUUUAGGUAAUAAUUUCUAAAUAAUUUUAAUUGCAAUCUUCACUGUGUAAUUAUAAAAUUUGAAGGAGACAUAGAAGAUUCAACUGGGACUUCACCUCGCUUUGUCAUUCAUGUAGUACCGGCUGGAAGCGCGAUGGUCACAAAUACAGGCAGCUGUGCUGCUCUAUUAUGUUCCUUACAGCUUUUGUACCUCCACACAUGACUGUUUAUUAUUGUACAAGUAAUAUAUGCUUUUAGCCAUAGGUUUGUACUAUUUUUAAUACUUUGAAGCAUUAAAUAGCAAUACACUUUA